Molecule: messenger RNA, 291 nt
Organism: Mycetomoellerius zeteki
Lineage: Eukaryota; Metazoa; Arthropoda; Insecta; Hymenoptera; Formicidae
Exons: 3
Coding region: 1-291 (96 amino acids)
Source: RefSeq, a predicted model, not a curated record
AUGUAUGGGUACCUAUGUACAGCAGUCUGCAUCAAACACUUUGCAGAAGACCAAAUUGAACAAUUUGGGCUGCAAAGUGUUCGUUUAAAAAAGAAUGCUGUUCCAAGUAUUUUUCCGAAUGUGGAACAAAGUAAGGAAAUAUCUGAGAAUGGAGAUAAUUUAAAUCCUAACAAAAUUAAUGAAAUUAAAGAAUCUCAAGUAAAGAAGCCAAUUAUGCAAGAUUUAAAUAAUUCAGUUAAAUCCAAUGAGGCUGAUGAAAUUAAUUUAAAUGAGUUACAAAAAAUAUUGUAG